Penicillium cinerascens is the source of this 1045-nucleotide messenger RNA. RefSeq names its product Ras small monomeric GTPase RasB (gene rasB). Bases 87 to 821 code for a protein of 244 amino acids. Lineage: Eukaryota; Fungi; Ascomycota; Eurotiomycetes; Eurotiales; Aspergillaceae. Gene Ontology annotation, biological process: signal transduction. The transcript is spliced from 2 exons. Gene Ontology annotation, molecular function: GTP binding; GDP binding; GTPase activity. The record is from RefSeq and is a predicted model, not a curated record. Gene Ontology annotation, cellular component: plasma membrane.
GCGAUUGUUGUGAGCUCCCUUUUCCACCCCCUUGACUUCCUUGCUCUCGACCUCAUACCCCCUCCACCCCCUCCCCCUUGCCCGCCAUGUCGGGGAAAAUGACAUUGUACAAGUUGGUGGUGUUGGGCGAUGGAGGUGUUGGAAAAACCGCUCUUACGAUUCAGCUCUGCCUCAACCACUUCGUCGAAACAUAUGACCCGACCAUCGAGGACUCCUACCGCAAACAAGUCGUCAUCGACGGACAGUCGUGCAUGCUCGAAGUGCUGGACACCGCGGGCCAGGAAGAAUACACCGCGCUACGGGAUCAGUGGAUCCGAGAUGGUGAAGGUUUCGUGCUGGUGUACAGCAUCACGUCGCGCGCCUCCUUCUCGCGCAUCACCAAGUUUUACAACCAAAUCAAGAUGGUCAAGGAGUCUUCCAGCUCCGGAUCCCCCUCCGGCCCCAACUACCUGGCUUCCCCCAUGAAUACCUCGGGCGGACCGCCCCUGCCCGUGCCCGUGAUGCUCGUCGGCAACAAGAGCGACAAGGCGGUGGAGCGCGCCGUCUCCGCACAGGAGGGCCAGGCCCUUGCGAAGGAGCUCGGCUGCGAAUUCGUGGAGGCAUCGGCGAAAAACUGCAUCAAUGUCGAAAAGGCCUUUUAUGAUGUUGUACGCAUGCUGCGACAGCAGCGGCAGCAGGCGCAGGGCGGUCGGGGUCAGGACCGUCGCCCGACUGGCUUCGGGUCGGGUCGCGACCGCAACGCAGAGGCCGAGUAUCCGAAGCCUUUCCGGACAGACCACCGAUCGCGGCAUCGCAGUCGACUGCAGUGCGUCCUCCUAUGAGCGGCCGGGUCCGUCCGGGAGGGUAUUACGUGCCUCUUGCCUCCAUGAUAGCUGUCCUAACUUUCCUAUAUGUCCUUUCUUAUAUAAUUCUGUUGGUCUCGGGUGCAUUUGGAGGGUGGUUCUGUCUUUUGGUUACAACCUCGUUUGGCGUCGGCGGCCUCUUUCCUCCCUCGACCGUGCUUCAUAUCAUCCGCUCCGCUUGCCAUCGCAGAGCUCUGGAGAUG